CAUCCCAUCUGCCACAUAGCACUCUUUCUCACUGCAGUAGAAUGUCUGUUAAACAUGGAAUGGAGAGAAUUGUGACCUACACAAGAGUUACAGAUCCAAAUUCCACCGAAGGAAACCAGUUCAGUUCAAGGAGAGGAGCACAUAUUUUCACAUGAGGUGUUGAAUACGCCUCAACCUAAUAAUCAUGACCCUUAAGUUGCUGUCCACAGCCAGUUGCUCUAUGAAGUCAAUUUUCCAUCCUGCCGUUCUUGGCCAUUCUUGGGAAAUUUUCCUUGGCCCUGGGAUCUCACUGAGGCACCCGUGUUUCUAUCACAGGAUUCCUCCACCAGCCAAGUACGGCGGCCGGCACACAGUGACUAUGAUUCCUGGAGAUGACAUUGGGCCUGAACUCAUGAUGCAUGUCAAGAGUGUGUUCCAAUGUGCAUGUGUGCCUGUGGACUUUGAGGAGGUGCGGGUGACCACCACAUCUGGUGAGGAGGAGAUUCAUAAUGCCAUCAUGGCAGUGCGUCGAAACUCUGUGGCUUUAAAGGGCAGCAUUAAAACCGACCACACCAAGCCACCUUCUCACAAAUCCUACAACAACUUGCUGCGCACCACCCUGGACCUCUAUGCCAGUGUUACCCAUUUCAAGAACCUGCCGAAUGUGAACACUCACCACCAGGGCAUAGACAUCUUGGUCAUACGGGAAAACACGGAGGGUGAGUACAGCAACCUGGAGCACGAAAGUGUGAAAGGCGUGAUCGAGAGCCUAAAGAUCAUCACGAAGGCCAAGUCUUUGCGCAUUGCUGAGUACGCCUUCCAGCUGGCGCAGAAGAUGGGGCGCAGAAAAGUUACAGCUGUGCACAAGGCCAACAUCAUGAAGCUGGGAGACGGACUCUUUCUCGAGUGCUGCAGGGAGGUGGCGUCCCACUAUCCUCAGGUCGCCUUAGAGACCAUGAUUGUGGACAAUGCUACCAUGCAGCUGGUGACCUGGCCUCAACAGUUUGACGUCAUGCUGAUGCCCAAUCUUUAUGGUAACAUCGUCACCAGCAUCUGCACAGGGUUGGUGGGGGGCUCAGGCCUUGUACCUUCAGCCAACUAUGGCUGCUUGUGCGCAGUGUUUGAGACAGCCGCAAGGCAACUGAACAAGAAUCCAGCGGACUGGAACUGGGUCAAUCCAACUGCCAUGCUGCUGGCGAGCUGCAUUAUGCUGGAUUACCUCCGCCUGCACUCCCACGCCGCCACAAUUCGCGCUGCGGUCUUGGCAUCCUUGGGCAAUAAAAAUAUUCAAACACCAGAUAUCGGAGGCCAGGGUUCCAUGAUGGAAAUUAUUCGACAUAUUAUUGACCACAUCCGAUAUGCCAAUUAAAUGAUUGGUCCUUGGAAACCAUUAUCACCCAAAGGCCUUUGUUGUCCUGUUCUGUUCCUGCCCAUCCUUAGAAUCCUUGCCAGCUUGGCUAAUGUUUCCUCCAGAAUAAGCCAUCUACUGUGGUGCAAUAGGUGUGUGAGUGGACCAAGACUGAUCUUUUCCCAUAACAUUGCUUAUUUAAAUUCGCCAAAUCUAUUGCCUUGUAAGUAAACCAAGGACUCUUUCCUUUUUAAUCCACAAUUUUCACCUACCUGUGUUAGGACACAUUGAAUAAAUCGGAGCUGUUUUGGAGGACAAGGGUUUCCAGAACCUGGCACACUGCUAUCCAAGCGGUAAAAAUUCAGCAGAAACAGUGCACAAGAAGUCUGGCUUUUCUCUAGAAGUUAUUAAUAAGUUAACUAGUGCAGUGCAUCCUGCCUGCAACAUACAGAUGGCAGCUUUAUUAAUAAAUAAGGUAAUGCAAAGCUGCGCUGUCACAGACUGC
Messenger RNA from Cavia porcellus (domestic guinea pig), 1832 nucleotides. Its product is annotated as isocitrate dehydrogenase [NAD] subunit gamma, mitochondrial-like. The record is from RefSeq and is a predicted model, not a curated record. The coding region runs from base 185 to 1348 and encodes 387 amino acids. The transcript has a single exon. Gene Ontology annotation, cellular component: mitochondrion. Gene Ontology annotation, biological process: tricarboxylic acid cycle; isocitrate metabolic process. NCBI's taxonomy places the organism in Eukaryota, Metazoa, Chordata, Mammalia, Rodentia, Caviidae.